This is a messenger RNA of Salvelinus fontinalis (brook trout), 2683 nucleotides long. RefSeq names its product leucine rich repeat containing 61 (gene lrrc61). Gene Ontology annotation, molecular function: protein binding. The record is from RefSeq and is a predicted model, not a curated record. Lineage: Eukaryota; Metazoa; Chordata; Actinopteri; Salmoniformes; Salmonidae. The transcript has 9 exons. Gene Ontology annotation, biological process: outer dynein arm assembly. Gene Ontology annotation, cellular component: cytoplasm. The coding region runs from base 828 to 1616 and encodes 262 amino acids.
UGCGAUCUGCGUAUCUGAUAGCUACGUUGCCAUAGAAAUAUCAAAACAAACCGUGCGUGUCUUCCGGGAGUCAUCUUUAAGGGUGCGUUCGUCAAUUCACAGCGUUUCUCUGUCGGGGCGUUCAGGGCGCACUCUGGACGCUCAGGCCGAGGAGUAGGCUUGGUCCCAGUGUGCUGACCACAACCGCAGCGUCCAAGUUAACGCGAAUGGUCUCAAAUUGCCUAGCUAGCUACUUCUAGACACAAGUGACUGAAUACUUCUGAACACGCUGACCAUUUUACUCACCCAGCAGAGCUGGUUAGGUUUGGUUAAUGUAAUCUAGAGCGUUGGUGACUGUAUUUGUGCUGCUGGCAAUCAUUUAGAUUGUUUUUGGGGCCGACGUUUACUGACACCGGUCAUAUUGAACGGACGUUGCGCAUUCUGAAAUUCACCAGUUAUUCUGCGCUGUCGCAGACUCAGAUGAAGAGUGCUCUGGUCGGAGUGGAUAGACAAGAGGGAUUUUGCGAACGCACAAAGUCAGGUCAACAUUACAUUUAUUCUCGUUUUGGAACACAGUAAUAUAGUGUAUUGUGGCUCGCUUCGGUUUUAACUGAGUAGCAACGUUUGCGGAAUCAUUUGCUUCCAACAAGUGUGCAAAUAGGCAUUGUGUUAGCCAUCGUGCUAGCUAGCUAAUCCUGUAGUUACCUGCGCGCUGCACUGGCUAGCAUUACCGUCGUCAGCUGUCCUGCAAAAUCAAGGACACAUGACAAUUUCACUCACAAUUCCCAAAGAAAUCACUAUCCAGUUCUAUGUUCAGUACAUGAGCUAACUAACCUACCUAUAUAAGGAUGGAUUCAAAGAGAGACAUGAAAGAUCAAGAAACCGAGAGAAUCUCCAAGGUGACGGCUGUGCUGCUGAAGUCCCGGACGGGAGAGUUUGAUCUGGAAUCUAUUCUGUUCCUGAAGCUCCGAGGUCUCGGGAUCUAUGAUCUAGGCUGUAUCGGAGACUGUAUAAAUCUGGAGAGACUGGAUCUGUCUGGUAACAACAUCACUAACCUGGCUCCACUCUCUUCUCUGAGACUACUACAGAUACUCAACGUGUCAGCCAACAGGAUCUCUAACUUAGACAUUUCCAGCUGUGACAGUUUACAGAGCCUGAAUGUGGCUGGGAACCUCAUAUCCAGUAUUGACACCAUCCACUGCCUUCAGUCGUUGAGGAAGCUGGAGAAUAUUCGCCUGAAAGACAACACCUAUAAUUACACCAACCCAGUUUGUAAGAACUCGUCCUACAGAAACAUUCUCCUGGAGAUGUUCCCAAACAUCAGAGUGUUGGAUGGUGAACGAGUGGUUGGACGUGGGAGUGACUUAUAUAAAUUAUGCAAAGACAUUGAUGAAACUAUCAAAGCUGGUUUCUAUAGGAACGGCCAGUUACCAGAGCUGCCUGGCUGUAAGCCCUGGGUCGACAACGACUUCUGGGAGAUCAAGAGAUCCAACAACGCCAUAAUAGACGAGGCCUACAAACAGUUCAAUGACGUCCUUCAUGAAUGCAGACUGCUGAACAACAGAGCAACGCAUGUCAUCUCACAGACGGAGAGAUCUCUGAGCCUCAAGAACCAGCCAAAGCAGUACACUGUUUAAAUGUGCGCCAAAGCAGUACACUGUUUAAAUGUGCACCAGAGCAGUACACUGUUUAAAUGUGCACCAGAGCAGUACACUGUUUAAAUGUGCACCAGAGCAGUACACUGUUUAAAUGUGCACCAAAGCAGUACACUGUUUAAAUGUGCACCAGAGCAGUACACUGUUUAAAUGUGCACCAGAGCAGUACACUGUUUAAAUGUGCACCAAAGCAGUACACUGUUUAAAUGUGCACCAAAGCAGUACACUGUUUAAAUGUGCACCAAAGCAGUACACUGUUUAAAUGUGCACCAAAGCAGUACACUGUUUAAAUGUGCACCAGAGCAGUACACUGUUUAAAUGUGCACCAAAGCAGUACACUGUUUAAAUGUGCACCAAAGCAGUACACUGUUUAAAUGUGCACCAAAGCAGUACACUGUUUAAAUGUGCACCAGAGCAGUACACUGUUUAAAUGUGCACCAAAGCAGUACACUGUUUAAAUGUGCACCAAAGCAGUACACUGUUUAAAUGUGCACCAAAGCAGUACACUGUUUAAAUGUGCACCAAAGCAGUACACUGUUUAAAUGUGCACCAGAGCAGUACACUGUUUAAAUGUGCACCAGAGCAGUACACUGUUUAAAUGUGCACCAAAGCAGUACACUGUUUAAAUGUGCACCAGAGCAGUACACUGUUUAAAUGUGCACCAAAGCAGUACACUGUUUAAAUGUGCACCAGAGCAGUACACUGUUUAAAUGUGCACCAGAGCAGUACACUGUUUAAAUGUGCACCAGAGCAGUACACUGUUUAAAUGUGCACCAGAGCAGUACACUGUUUAAAUGUGCACCAAAGCAGUACACUGUUUAAAUGUGCACCAGAGCAGUACACUGUUUAAAUGUGCACCAAAGCAGUACACUGUUUAAAUGUGCACCAAAGCAGUACACUGUUUAAAAUGUGCACCAGAGCAGUACACUGUUUAAAUGUGCACCAAAGCAGUACACUGUUUAAAUGUGCACCAAAGCAGUACACUGUUUAAAUGUGCACCAGAGCAGUACACUGUUUAAAUGUGCACCAAAGCAGUACACUGUUUAAAA